Messenger RNA from Fusarium odoratissimum NRRL 54006, 1416 nucleotides. RefSeq lists its product as uncharacterized. The transcript has 3 exons. The record is from RefSeq and is a predicted model, not a curated record. NCBI's taxonomy places the organism in Eukaryota, Fungi, Ascomycota, Sordariomycetes, Hypocreales, Nectriaceae. Bases 1 to 1416 code for a protein of 471 amino acids.
AUGGCGGACCAAAGCUGGCUACGAUUUCUUGGGGGCAACAGAGCUCGACAGCACGAUCUGAAGUAUCGUCGCUCCGAAGCAGCCCUACAAGACUUGUACAAAGAUCCUCCCAAAAGCAAAGAGAUGCAUGCCCACCGCUUGAAGAAGAGCAUGACGCGACUCCCUAGCUGGCAAGGAGUAUCUCAGGCAAACCAGGCGACUACCGCGGCGGCUGAGGCGGAAUACAGUUUGGACGAAGUAGACAAGUUGUUCAUUAACGCAGGCCAGCAGAUCUGGCACAACCCCUCCAUUGACCAAGUGGCAGAAACCUUGCAGGUUGCAGUAAUGACCAAUCCUGCAAGCGAAGCACUUUCCGCAGAGUAUCGCUCACAUAUCCUGCUCCUUUGCGAAGCUUAUGGCACUCGACACAGAAAGAUUGCCAAGCUCGAAAAAGAGCUUGCAGAAGCAAAAAUGGCACUCAAGGACGAGGCAAGUCGACACAACUCCAUAGAAGAACACUGGAUGGUCCAGGAUGCACGGUACAAAGCUGAGGUUAAACGUCUUGAGAUGUUUAUUCAUCGAAUGUCUGAUCAAGGCAUGGAGGCUGUGGCACUCGCCAGGGCCGGUAGUCUCCUCAGGGGAAGAGCUGGAGCUGCCACAGGAGGGCAAAGGGCCAUCAACAGUGACGUGGUCGACGAGGACACUUCGAAUGGAGCCUCUGAAGCCACUGUCAAGAACGAACGUAAUCCCACCUUACUAACACGACAGGAUACAGUGUUAUCUCGAACACGAACCAUGGAUACCAGCAACGAGAUCAGGUUGAGCAGAGGGUUCCGGGUUCAAGACCACCUCAAGAAGAAGAAGAAAGCAGCAACCGGCGCUCGCCGACUUGAGACACAUGCAGACGACGAUAGAAAGACACGCCCUGAGCAAGGCCGAGAAGAACUGCAGUCACGAAGUGCUUCUAUGCUCUCAAUUGGUCCAGGUGGACGAGGUACAGCAGACAUGCCGCCACACAUGGGUAGUGCCAGGAGGGAGCGCGAUUCUACCGAAGAGUCAACAGUAAUGGAGGAGGUUGGCAUUAUUGACCGGACAAACUCUACAUCCACAUCUCUCACGCAAAGCCAGUCAAGCCAGGAUACGGUUACUGAGCUCCGGUGUGAUCGAAGAAGCCAUCAAAAUAACCCUCGCCAUCAUCGUCAAUUCUCGUUUGUGGCCGGAGACGAUAUAACAGCGGUACGGUUGGGCGGGCCCAGAGGGUCUAGAAUUGCUCUGGGUCAACAUAUCCAGACGAGCCAGGCACCGACGACUAGUAGAGAGACUGGUCGUUUCUGUGAAGAGAACCGUAGGUCGAGAUCGGCCGAGUGGAUACGGACGAUAGAGCAGCGAUGGUCGGACAUUGACGACAACCCCGGAGCGUCAGACCUGCGACUCUAG